AUGAGCCACCAAAUUGAGUAUCGGUCGGGUUCUCCGCAUAGGGGAGCUCAAGCUGACUAUUCCCGCUAUCAACCCAAACUGACCGGAUACCCCUCGACGUUCAGGACCGUUAUAGGCUUUGAGUCGACUACCGCAUUAAUGAACAGAGGAUAUGCGACGAAGCUGAAGAGUGAAUUCGGAUCGGUUCCGAGAUCAUCGGAGAGCUUUUUAGAUUUAUCAAACCCGUUUACCGGGGUGUUGACGAAAAUGAAUGAGAAAGAACUGCUGCAUGGGCUGAACGACCGUUUCGCCGGGUUCAUAGAGAAGGUGCGUCAUUUGGAACAUCAAAAUGAAUUGCUCGAGAGGGAAAUCGAGGAAAUCAAACAGAAGGCACAGUCCCCUGCAUCUCUGGCACAGGAGCACGAGUCGGAGCUUAUGGAUCUGAGGAAACUAGUGCAUGACAUCACCCUUCAGAAGCGUCAGAUCGUUAUAGAACAUCAGAACCUGGAGGAAGACUUCCUCACCUUGAGAGACAAGUACGACCAGGAGGCUCGUGAACGCACGGAUGCAGAGAAAGGCAUCCUGGUGCUAAAAAAGGACGCCAACGACGCGUACCUGGCCAAACUUCAGCUGGACAAGAAAGCGCAGUCUCUGGUGAACGAGAUCCACUUCCUGAAGAAGAACCAUGAGGAAGAGGUGUUGGAGAUGGUGGCCCAGAUCCAAGAGGCUCAGGUGAAGGUCGAGGGGCACGCCUUUGUCAAACCCGAUAUCACUGCGGCUCUCCGGGAUAUCCGUGCGCAGUUGGAAGGUCACGCCGCCUCCGACAUCCAGGAGGCGGAGGAGGGCUUCCGUGUCCAGUUCGCAAAGUUGACAAAAGCGGCAGAGAGCAACAGAGAGGCGCUGAAGGCAACCAAGCAGGAGAUCCAGGAGAACAGAAGGCGCUUCCAAGGGAAGAACAUUGAACUGGACUGCGCGAAAGGAACGAGAGAGGCCCUGGAAAAACAACUACAUGAGCUGGAGGAGUGUCACUAUUCGGAAAUGAUUCAUUACCAGGUAGGCUGUGGUUUAUUUUGUACCGCUAAUAAUUAAUUGUAAAUAAACAUAUGCAUUUGUAUGAUGACCCCUGACAUCAUACCAACCAAAGUGGCUGAUGUAAAUUAUUGACUCUAUUUGUGUGUUUUUCUGUCCAGGACACUGUCAGGCAGUUGGAGAAUGAGCUGACCAAUGCUAAACUAGACAUGUCUGGCCACCUGAGAGAGUACCAGGACCUGCUGAAUGUCAAAAUGGCUUUGGAUGGGGAGAUUCUCUCUUACAGGUAAGAGACAUCAACUCUGUCUCUCUCACUAGAUUAGGCAACUGAUUGAGCUUGUGUGGGUGGAGCUUGUUUUUGUCAUUUUGAAUAUCAAAUUCUAGCCAUAUAAUAUCCUUGACAAAGGAAAAUAUCAUAUAUGUUAUAGUGUCUAUUUCUGGAGAUAACCAGGAGGUGCACAUUUUAUUCUACCCCAGCACUAACACAUUUGAAAAUGUGCAAAACUGUCAUAGUGUUAGUGAGGGAUUACUACAGACACAGUUAAUAAUGAAAACAAUUAAGAAAGAAACAGUAGACAUUUUAUUGAAAUACCGGUAGUUUGAUUUCAUAUUUAACAUAUCAAAUGAACAGACCAUGGCUCAUAUCACAAUACACAAUGACACUUUAGUCAUAAUAUGGAUAUUGAGACACAUCUACACACAUUGGGACAUAUCCAUAUUAUUGUCAUGAUGGUAAUAACGCCUAACUGUCUCUCUGUCUCCCUAUAGGAAACUCCUGGAGGGUGAGGAGUCCCAUAUGUCCACCAUCUCUGACACCCAGAUCUCCAUGCCCUACAUCUACCGCCAGUCCCCUGUAUACACCCUGCCUUCCCUGGCCCGGCAGGGAGGGCCCACACGCAGGUCUGAGCCCCAGUACAAGUUUGUAGAGGAGAUCAUCACUGAGACCACCAGAGAGGUGGAGUCCGAGUUUGAGGAGACAGGCUCUGAGGAGACGGCUGGGGGAGAGGGAGAGGAGCAGGGAGAGGAGAGUGACAAAGCUGAGAGGAGGAGUGAGGAAGAUGAGGAUGAGGAGAAAGUGGAAGAUGUAGAUAAAGUGGAUCUUAAAGUGUACGCCCCAGAGGAAGAGGGGGGACAGGAGGAAGAGUCUAAGGGACAGCAGAUAGAAACAUCAGCAGAGGUCGAGGUAAAUGGAGAUGGAGUUAGCCCUAGCAAGGGAGAAAAUGGAGAGGAAGGAGAUGACGAAAGAGAGGAGGAAAAGAGAGAUGAGCCAGAUGCAGUUGAAAAGACAGAGGACAUUGACACAGGUGACAAUACACAAAGUGAAGUCAAAUCAGCUAAGGCCACCAGUGAGGAAGAGAAGGAAAAACUGGACACAACAGAAGAGAUAGAUAGUGAGAUAAAAUAUGCUGGGGAGACAUUAGAAAUAGAUGACACCCCAAAACAUGACAAGUCAGAGGUUCCCAUGAAGGUUCACAUCUCCAUAGAACCAAAAACUUCAGAGUCAGAGGAUAUUCAAACAGAAAGUUCAAUAAAGGGUGGACCACAGGUUCCCACAGAGGAUAUCUCCAAAGAGCCCAAAAAGGUGUCAGAGGAGAGCAAAAAAGAAAGCCCAUCAAAAGAGAAAAAAGAGGUAGAUCUGAAAGAGCAGAGUGCCCCAGCACUGGAGCAGAAGCCUGACCAGAAGGAGCACAGAGAGUCAGACCAAUUCCAAGAGGCAGAGAGUGCUGUGACAACACAAGAAGAGGAUCUCCCUGAGCCCACAGAGAAGGACAUGAAAUCCCCUGAUAUCACUGCAGAGCUGAAAAGCAGCUCAACCAAGGAGACAUGGGAACAGGUGAGGUCACCACAUGAUUCUGGUGUAAAAACGACACAGGAUGACAAAACAGUAGAAGGUAAAAUUUCAGCCGGAAUUCCCAGCACAACAACAGAGUGUGAGGAAGAGCCUGUGCCAAAGAUUCCUGAAAAGGAGGUGGGUCCGACAGAGCCAAAAGUGAGCAGCAAGGAUGAUAGUGUAAAAACUGUUGAGCAGAUUGAAUCUAAUGGCAGUGAAAAGUUCACAAAAGAUGUCUCAACAGCUGAGGAAAAAGUGAAAGAAUCUGAUACAUCAUCUAAACCAGAAACAACUAUCACCCCUAAAGAGGAAACAACCCCACAACCAGAGCCAACUGUCACCCCCAAAGAAGAACCAUCCCCAAAACCGGACCCAAUGGUCAACCUCAAGGACGAGACAUCACCUAAACCAGACCCCACAUUCACCCCUAAAGAAGAAACAUCAAAACCAGACCCAACCAUUACCCCUAAAGAAGAACCAUCCCCUAAACCAGAACCAUUAGUCACUCCUAAAGAAGAAACUUCCCCAAAACCAACCCCAAACAUCACCCCUAAAGAAGAACCAUCCCCAAAAUCAGAACCAGCAGUCAUCCCUAAAGAAGGACCUUCCCCAAAACCAGCCCCAAACAUCACCCCUAAAGAGGAGACCUCCCCUAAACCAGAAUCAACCAUCACCCCAAAAUAUAAAAUAUCCCCUAAACCAGACCCAACUGUCACCCCUAACGAAGAAACAUCAAAACCAGCCCCAACCAUCACCCCUAAAGAUGAAAUAUCCCCUAAACCUAAUUUAAUCAUCACCCCAGAAUCAAUGACCACCCCUACAGAGGAGAGUGAAACGAUCAGCAGUGGUGACAAAGCUGAGACAGUCACACCACCAGAGAAACAGUUGCCUGCCGUUGCAAAGAGCAAGGACUCACACAGAGAGGCACCAGAGAGCAGCACAAGUAUGGCUAAAGAGCCUGAGAAGGUUACUGAUCCCAACGAUGAAAUCCCAAAGACAGAGAACGUGAAGACCAAGGCCUCUGAAGAGAUGUCUGUUACAAAGACAUCGCCAAUGAAAGAACAGGAUGUAUCAGCCAUGGGUUUGAAAGAGAAAACUGUUGACGGGAAGACAACAGAAGAGGCACAAUCUAAAAUAGAUGAGAACGGCUUUACAGGAGGUGAUGGAGAGAGCAAAGAUGACAAAACUGCGAAGAAGACAUCAACAGGGCUAGCUGCUGAGCCAAUCGCAGAAAAGCAAGCUAAACCUAAAACCUGGGACUUAACCUCUUUUUAG
Coregonus sp. 'balchen' is the source of this 4114-nucleotide messenger RNA. Lineage: Eukaryota; Metazoa; Chordata; Actinopteri; Salmoniformes; Salmonidae. The record is from the annotation of a GenBank genome assembly.